UCUCGCUAAUUGGGACCGCACCGGUGCAUCGGAUUUCUCACCUGGCGAUGGCGGUCCUCCAGAUUGGAAUUCUCUUCCUCGUCGGAUGGACCCAGAGAGCCGUCUCGGAAUUGCCCGCCGGUGUCACUUCCUGUCCAAGAUCCACGGACGCCAAGCAGUAUGACAGGUGCAUCGUGAAGCAGCUAGAGGCCAUCACUCCGUACCUGGCGAAGGGAAUUCCAUUGUUGAAGUUGCCAGCCCUGGAUCCACUUUAUCUUCCCUCGCUGGGGGUCGACAGGAACCUGGAAGCCUUGAAGCUGAAGGCCAACAUGAGCCAAAUCCGCGUCCACGGCGGCACCAACUUCUUCGUCGACGAGCUGCACGCCGACCCUAAAGAGCUCACCGUGGCUCUGAAGGUGCAAUUGCCCCACGUCCACGUGACAGGGAAUUACGACGUGCAGGGAAAAAUCCUCCUCCUCCCCCUGAACGGUCAGGGAAGCUUCAGGGGGAAUUUCACCAACACGCAAGCUCUGGUGAACGCGAGAGGUAAGGAGGUGACGGAUGCACAAGGUGUGAAGAGGAUCGAGGUUGACAAACUCGCGACCAAAAUUCGAGUCGGCGAUGGCAGCAUCAAAUUGAAGGCUCCACCGUCUCACACGAUCGCAGCCGACGCGGCCGCCACGUUUUUCAACUCAAACCCCAGGAUCGUCCUGGAUAUCGCGAGUCCCAUCAUCGAGGACACUGCUGCCACUGUCAGCAGAGCCUUGGCAGCCAGGGCACUCAGUGUCCUUACUAAGGACGAGCUGCUCCCCUAGUUUCAAGUUUCCC
Molecule: messenger RNA, 807 nt
Organism: Orussus abietinus
Lineage: Eukaryota; Metazoa; Arthropoda; Insecta; Hymenoptera; Orussidae
Product: circadian clock-controlled protein
Exons: 4
Coding region: 48-794 (248 amino acids)
Source: RefSeq, a predicted model, not a curated record